Molecule: messenger RNA, 753 nt
Organism: Echinostoma caproni
Lineage: Eukaryota; Metazoa; Platyhelminthes; Trematoda; Plagiorchiida; Echinostomatidae
Source: the annotation of a GenBank genome assembly
AUGUACUGCAUUCGUCUUUUACAGAUUACCAUUCCUUUUCGGUCUGCGUUGAGUUUCACCGCCUUGUUUAAACCCUCACCGAUCUACCUGAAACUAGAAAUUGAUCAAGAUACGGGUUACCUGUUCUACAACAAGACAUUCUAUCAGGACACCGUGAUCAGUCGAAUACGACGCCUUUGGUCAGAUAUACGCGCCUCGCGUAUGGCGUUUGAUGCAACCCCGUCCAAAGGUAUGCUGGAUAAAGCGGCAGCUCGACCACUACAUCGAAUCUGGUCCUAUGUGUUUCGGGGUUUCUUGGCAUCGGUCCUGUUGCUCCUAUUCUGGCCACCGGUGUGCCUGAUCGUGUCUUCCCUGUCUUUACUGGUCGGUUUGACUCUUCCAAUAAUAGUUCCAUUUGCAAGUUUGACCUCUCAUUUGCUGGGGCUGCUCUUCUGGGAUGCAUAUAAACCCGGCUCGUCCGGUGGACAUCCUAGUGAUUCUUAUGGGGCAGCUCGAACUGUUAGAAUUGCGGUUGUGGCGUCGCCAGAUGGAAUCAAUGGCCGAAAAGCCCCUAGAUGCAUACAACUUGCCCUACGAAUGGGUGCCGAACUGACGGAAUGUUUCUACCGCAAUCGAAUAGUCACGCGCCUGCAAAUUCUGAAUCAGAAUCCCUCGACAUGGUGGUCCACGUUUUCCCUGACGAACGAGGAUUUUCUCGGUGAGUCAGCCCCUUUUCUCAAAACCGCAUUCUCCAUGUGCCGAUCACUGUUAUAG